Malania oleifera is the source of this 2522-nucleotide messenger RNA. RefSeq lists its product as uncharacterized. Bases 193 to 1194 code for a protein of 333 amino acids. Gene Ontology annotation, molecular function: mRNA binding. The record is from RefSeq and is a predicted model, not a curated record. NCBI's taxonomy places the organism in Eukaryota, Viridiplantae, Streptophyta, Magnoliopsida, Santalales, Ximeniaceae. The transcript is spliced from 9 exons.
GAGAAGUUUGCUUUGACCCUCAUUUAUAUACAGUGUGGGAGGGUCACUCAAGUCGCACAGAAACUGAUAGGGUAUAAAAAUAUCAGCCAGGACCGGCAAAACCCUCUCUCUGCGCCCUUCUCAGGAGUCCUCCAUUCCGUGUCCGGCUGAUUAGGGUUUUAGCAGUCAAUCGAAUCAAUCCGCUGAAGCUGUAUGGCUGGUGCAGGAAUCCAUCCAUACCAUCAGCAAUGGCCACCGGCUCCUGCUCCUCCUCCGCCGCCUCCUGCUGCCGCCACCGUCCCUCCGCCUCCCCAUCUUCAACCCCCUCCCAUCCUCGUCGAUAACCCUAACCGCCCCACUACCGACGAGGUGAGGACUAUCUUCAUAACGGGCCUGCCGGAGGACGUGAAGGAGAGGGAGCUGCAGAAUCUGCUGAGAUGGUUGCCUGGUUACGAGGCUUCGCAGGUCAACUUCAAAGGAGAACAUCCCAUGGGCUUUGCUCUCUUUUCGGGUGCUCAGUUUGCCAUUGCUGCCAAAGACGCCCUUCAGGACAUGGUCUUCGAUGCAGAAUCAAAAUCGGUGCUGCGUACAGAGAUGGCUAAGAAAAAUCUGUUUGUAAAAAGAGGAAUUGUAGCGGAUUCAAGCCCUUACGAUCAAAGCAAACGCAUGCGAACUGGCGGUGAUUAUACACACGCUGGUUAUUCAAGCCCAUCUCCUUUCCACCCCCCUCCUGCACCUGUUUGGGGACCGCAUGGGUAUAUGGCUCCAGCUCCUCCUCCAUAUGGAUCAUAUGGAGGUUAUCCUGUUCCUCCAGUACCAAUGGCUGCUCCUCCAGUUCCUGUUCCGGCACCUAGCAGUUAUGUACCAGUUCAGAAUACAAAAGAUAACCCUCCUUGCAAUACCCUUUUUAUUGGAAAUCUUGGGGAGAGCAUAAAUGAGGAAGAACUGAAGGGUCUUUUCAGCGCACAACCUGGAUACAAACAAAUGAAGGUCUUGAGACAGGAAAGGCAUACAGUUUGUUUUAUAGAGUUUGAAGAUGUGCAUAGUGCCACCAAUGUGCACCAUAGUUUGCAAGGUGCCGUUAUCCCUAGUUCUGGUUCUGUUGGGAUGCGAAUACAAUAUUCAAAGAAUCCAUUUGGUAAAAGGAAGGAUGCCAGUCACCCUGCUGCUGCCCCGGGCACCAAUGGAUCACCAUUACUUUCAACCUACCAGUAGCUGGAAGGGGACGUACUCUGUUCUUUAUGCUCCAAGAAUACAUGUUAGGAUGCAUCAUGCAGCUGUUGCAUGCAUCCAUUCCAUUAUCAAGUCAUCAGCAUUAGCAUCUCUUCUCAUGUGAAUGAAUGCACAUAGUGGUAUAAUGAACAUACCAUUGAGCCAUGUUAUGCUCAUCUAUCUAUGACAUGCAUUUGCUGGCCAGCAUCAGAGACUGCCUGUUUAAUUAAGUAGGGUCGCAAGAGUUUGCUCCAUUUUAUAGAAACAGUGCAUGGGCUUACAGUUCUGUUGGAUUUGUGUGCUUUCCCUCAUCUUGAUCAUUAUGUUCUGUCGAAAUUAGAAAGGCUUCUUUAAAUUAACAUCUUAUCAUCCCCCGCCCCCCAUACAUUACAUUUCAUUACAUAAUGUGUCAUCCAGUGGGGCCUUUCCUACUUGCCAGAGAGAGGGGGAGUGGGGCAUGACAUGUUACUCAAAGGUGAAUCUUUAUUACCAUUGCCAUUGACACCAUCAUAGAGGGAUGGGGAUGGGGCAUAUGACAUGUCAUUCAGAGAUGAACCUUUCUAUCAUUUCAUGGCACGAGUUAGUUACAAUAAGAAAUAGAAACUUAUACUAUUGAUCAUGAUUUAUAUUACCAUUGCCAUUGACACCAUCAUACUCAUUAGACAUGUCAAUCCAAAGGUGAAGGUAUUAUUUUAUGGCACAAGUUAGUUACGACAAUAUAUAGAAACUCAAGGCUAUCAAUCAUGAUUUAUAUUGCCAUUGCCAUCACCGCCAUCAUAAUUAGCCUUGCUCAUCAGUUGAAUCCAUUCAUCCCUCCAUCAGUUGAGCCAUGAACUGAUAAUGAUGCUUUAAUAUUCAGGCUCUUCAAAGCAUAAUAAUCUGAAGAACAUUGAAAAAUAUUUGCUGCUCUGACUUACAUGCAGAAUAUUCAGUACAAAAUGACAAGCUUCUGUUCGUUUUGAGGAGCUCAAGGGCUGCCACUGCUUUUCAUUUCAGGUAAUUUUGUUCUGACUAGGCAAUGGUUAAUGGUUGGCAUCCCCACCUAUGGUUAUUAAAUUCCUUUUUUAGAGGGUUACAUUAGUUAAAUUUCAACUGAAGCUGGCUUAGGAUUAGUAGGGAGUGAAUUUACUUUUUGAGGAGCCUCAUGAAUUUUGGAGCUCUUGGGUCCUUGUCUGCGGUUGUCUCGCAAUUAAAUAGAUUUGUAACUGAAAGGAAUUCUAGGGUGAGAAAAAAAUACUAUUAGUUCAAUUAAGGAUUUUUUAUUUUUGAAACUAUUGUUACAGCCUCAUUUGGGUGUUAUAAAGACAACCCUCUUUCGUGGUUUUUGUUUA